AUGUCCGAGAAACUGCAGGCAAGUCGGGCGAUGGACCAACAAGUCGUCACCCCCAAAAGAUUCUCAGACGAAGCAAAGGAGCCCAGGGUGGGCGUCCUUCGCAAAAAGUCGGGCUUCUCUGGUUUUGUCAACAGUCUCGUUGGGUCUCAGAAGAAACCCAUCAUCUCCGCUCCCGAAAAUCCCGUCCAUGUCACGCAUGUGGGCUAUGAUAGCACAACCGGGCAGUUCACCGGUCUCCCGAAAGAAUGGCAGCGACUCAUCAACGAGAGUGGCAUCCCCGAAAAGGAGAGGCGAGAGAACCCCCAAACUAUGGUGGAUAUCCUCAACUUCUACAAGGAGACGACAGAACGACCGCCUGAAGACCAGGUCCUGGACAAAUUCCACGAUGCGCGUGCCCCCGCAUAUGGCCAAUACGCCGCCAGUCCCGGCCCGGGAAGUGCAUUGUCGCCAGGCGCGUAUCCGACAGCGAAUUAUAUGGGAUCCUUCGAAAACCCCAGGCAGCCGCCUCCCGUACCCGGUCGCGGGCUCGGUCCGGGCAAGGACGUCAACAUGAUGCCUAGCCGGCCUGCACCAAGGCCACCGGUGAGCUUAACGUCGCGCGUUGCAACCCAAGCACCGCAGACAGCCAAGGACUCAGGCAUCGGCAUGGCCCAGGCGGCAGAGGACCUACCGGCCGCCGCCUACGUUCCUCCCAAAGAACACACCUCGAUGCUACCCGAGGAGCACCGAUCGAGAUCACGAUCAAACUCCAAGAUCAAUGGGACUUCGCCGCUCAUGCCCUCCACGCCGCAGCCACAGGGGCUCGCAUCUCCGCCACCAUCAGCGCAAGCCAUGGCGUACCAGCAGCAGCUACUGCAACAACAGCAGGAGCAGGCCUUGGCUCAGGCGCAAGCUGCCAUGUCUGGCCAGGUUGGGCGUGCCCCUAGCAAACGACAACCUCCGAGUCUCCAGCAGCCCAUCCAGAGCCCUCAAGCCGCUCAACAGCAAUAUCCUCAAGCCGCUGGCGCACCUGGUCCUCAGGGUCAACAGCGAUCGAAUGUCGGCAUUCCUGGCCAGCCAGGCUCAAGACCGCGCCACCGAGCCCGACCCAGCAACGGUAUUGAUAUUGUGGCCGCCCUGAAGCGCAUCUGUACCGAUGGGGACCCGCGCGAGGUGUACCGCAGCCUUAACAAGAUUGGCCAGGGCGCUUCUGGUGGUGUCUUUACCGGACACGAGCGCGGUACGAACCGCCUUGUCGCCAUCAAGCAGAUGAACUUGGAACAACAGCCCAAGAAGGACCUAAUCAUUAACGAGAUUUUGGUUAUGAAGGAAAGUUCGCAUCCCAACAUCGUUAACUUCAUCGACAGCUAUCUUGCUGGCGGCGAACUUUGGGUCGUCAUGGAAUAUAUGGAGGGAGGAAGUUUGACCGAUGUUGUUACGUUCAACAUGAUGACGGAGGGACAGAUCGCCUCGGUGUGCAGGGAGACAUUGAAGGGUCUUCAACACCUGCACUCAAAGGGCGUUAUCCACCGCGACAUCAAGUCGGACAACAUCCUCCUCUCCCUCGAGGGCAACAUCAAGCUGACUGAUUUCGGUUUCUGCGCCACUAUCAAUGAGGCUCAGAACAAGCGGACAACCAUGGUCGGCACUCCUUACUGGAUGGCUCCCGAGGUCGUUACCAGGAAAGACUCUCGACCCUCCGAGAUUGCAAGGGAGUUCCGCUAG
This is a messenger RNA of Verticillium dahliae VdLs.17, 1704 nucleotides long. Its product is annotated as serine/threonine-protein kinase MST20. Gene Ontology annotation, molecular function: ATP binding; protein serine/threonine kinase activity. The coding region runs from base 1 to 1704 and encodes 567 amino acids. The record is from RefSeq and is a predicted model, not a curated record. Gene Ontology annotation, cellular component: cytoplasm. Gene Ontology annotation, biological process: intracellular signal transduction; regulation of MAPK cascade; protein phosphorylation. The transcript has 5 exons. NCBI's taxonomy places the organism in Eukaryota, Fungi, Ascomycota, Sordariomycetes, Glomerellales, Plectosphaerellaceae.